This is a messenger RNA of Aureobasidium pullulans EXF-150, 1152 nucleotides long. RefSeq lists its product as uncharacterized. Gene Ontology annotation, molecular function: cyanide hydratase activity. The coding region runs from base 1 to 1098 and encodes 365 amino acids. Gene Ontology annotation, biological process: cyanide catabolic process. The record is from RefSeq and is a predicted model, not a curated record. NCBI's taxonomy places the organism in Eukaryota, Fungi, Ascomycota, Dothideomycetes, Dothideales, Saccotheciaceae. The transcript is spliced from 4 exons.
AUGGUCGCUACUAUCAAGAAGUACAAGGCUGCUGCCGUCAACGCUGAGCCUGGAUGGCUCGACCUCGAACUCUCCAUCCAGAAGACUAUCCACUGGAUCAACGAGGCUGGCCAGAAUGGCUGCAAGCUGAUUGCCUUCCCUGAACUGUGGGUUCCUGGCUACCCUUACUGGAUGUGGCGUGUCAACUACCAAGAAUCUUUGCCUCUGCUGAAGAAGUACCGCGAGAACAGUCUUCCCAGCGACAGCCCUGAGAUGCACCGUAUCCGUGCUGCAGCAAAGGAGAACCAGAUCUUUGUUUCUUUGGGAUACUCCGAGGUUGACCUUAACUCGCUUUACACCACUCAGGUCUUGAUCUCUCCUACUGGUGACAUCUUGAACCACCGCCGCAAGAUCCGCGCUACCCACGUUGAGAGACUUGUCUUUGGAGAUGGCACCGGCGACACCACCGAAUCAGUCGUUGAUACUGAGAUCGGUCGCAUCGGCCAGCUCAACUGCUGGGAAAACAUGAACCCCUUCCUCAAGUCAUACGCCGUCAGCAAAGGCGAACAAGUCCACAUCGCCGGCUGGCCUCUUUACCCUCACGCCACAACCCUCAAGUAUCCCGACCCUUACACCAACAUCUCCGAUGCCAACGCCGAUAUUGUGACUCCCGCAUACGCCAUCGAGACCGGCUCUUUCACCCUCGCUCCCUUCCAGAUGAUCUCCAAGGAGGGUGUUGAUCUCCAAACUCCUCCCGGCAAGGAAAGAGAGGACCACAGAAUCUACAACGGCAACACUAGAAUCUACGGUCCUGAUGGUCAGCUCUUGAUCACCAAGCCCAGUGACGACUUUGAGGGUUUGGUAUACGUCGAUAUCGAUCUUGAUGAGACACACUUGAGCAAGGCUUUGAACGAUUUCGGUGGUCAUUACAUGCGUCCCGAUCUUCUCCGUCUCGUCGUCGACACCGACCGCAAGAGUCUCAUCAACAAGGUCGAUGGCAGUGGCAAGUUCAUCGUCGAAAAGACCGUCGACCGUGUAGGCUUGAGCACUCCUUUCAAGGACCUGCCUAUCGCUCGGAAGGCUGAGGCUGACUCUACUUCUACUCAAGACAAGGAGUAGGGAGUGGUAUAGUGGUGGUCGGAGGUCGAUGAUAAGUCAGCUAGCUCUUCUUUC